UCAGCCUCCAGCAUGCUGGGAUUACAGGUGUGCACCACCACUGCCUAGUUUAGGGUUCUGUUUUGUUUUGGAUAAACAGUAACCCCGAGGCCAGAAUAAUGCUGGCCUACACCGCUGGCCUCCCAGUUGAACCUGAGGGCCAUGUUUGGCCCCUUCAGGCGGGGUCACCACCCCUCCUGCAAUCUAGGCUGGCCAGGCUGUGGGGAGUCACCGCCCAGUGACCCAGAAAAGCCAAGCCCGGUGGGAUGUCCACGCUCUUGGGAGCCGCCUCUGCUCUGGGGCCUUGCAGACUCUGGGAGCCCGGCAAGGGACACAGGAGGUCUAGGGGUGGCGCCCACCCGUGACCACCCCGUCCUCCUCUCACCCCGACUCACCCUCUGCUCCCACCCCCAGGGCAGAAGCUCACCCUGCACCCCAACUCCUGACUGCCCAGAUACCUGUUGCACCCCGAAUCUCGGCUGCACCCGAUACCUGCUGCACGCACAUCCUGGGCUGCACCCUGUCUCCGGCCCGCACCCCAUACUCUGCCGCCCGCGGUCCCCCGCCUCCCCGGCCCCUCCUUGCCCCUCCCCGUCCCCCCACCCGGGCCUGCGCGCUCGCGACGCCAUGGGCAGUGGCAGCAGCCGGAGCUUCGGGGCGCAGAGGCGGCGGGGACCCCACAGCCCCGCGGCCCGUGGCCCCAGGCCCGCAGACUGAGGACGCCCCAGAGCACAGCGGAGUCUCUGAAGCCCCAGGCGAGAGCCCCAAGCCCACAAGGCAAUCGUCCAUCUCCUAUGAUCGCGCAGAGGAGGAGCUGAUGGCCAGCAUUGAGAGGGAGUACGGCUGCUGAGGCUGCGUGUGGCGGCCGCCCUGGUUGUCCUGUUCCCAGCCAGGAUCAGUGGAGUGCAGCCACCUCCCGGGACCUGCUCCAAGCAACCUGUGCGGAUUCACACGCAUGCAGUAGCUGAUGGCCCUGGGGACAGGCACGUGGCCCUCCACACCAUCAGGAGCUGGGGACCCUCUUCUUCUGUCACCACUGUCCAGGGGGUACAGACUCCUGAGGGCCAGGACUGCGGUCAUGUGUCGCUGCGCCCUCUAGAGUGGCUUCUGCUGAAGCGAGCGCCCUCUGGAGGGGGCCUUUCCCGGCAGCACCCAGGACACAACCCUCGCCCAGAUGUCCCCUCCUCACUGCCUUCGGUGGUCACCAGCAGUCAUGCGCGCUGUGAACUUCCAUGACCAGGACGAGAGUGGCUUUGAUCAAAGCUCCAGGGCUCCUGAGCCCAAAGCACCCCUUUUGACAGAAGAAAGCCACUGCUAUUUUAAUAAUACAAACACUGACUUUAAAGGAAGUUGAAAAAUAAAUAAAGUUGUUGAAUUUUUAUUUCUUGAACCAGGUGUGGUGACACACACCUCUGAUCCCAGAGCUGAGAAGGCUGAGGCAGGAGGAUCACCAAGAGUUCAAGGCCAGGCUGGACUAGAUUGUAAGACCCUGGCCCAAAGCAAGAGAAUAAAUAAAUGAGUAAAGGAGAUCCUGUGGGAGCAGCACCGCA
This is a messenger RNA of Chinchilla lanigera (long-tailed chinchilla), 1529 nucleotides long. It is a transcript of the gene Cys1, whose product is annotated as cystin 1. NCBI's taxonomy places the organism in Eukaryota, Metazoa, Chordata, Mammalia, Rodentia, Chinchillidae. The record is from RefSeq and is a predicted model, not a curated record.